AUGUUCUUCCACAUAGUUUUGGAGCGAAACAUGCAGUUGCAUCCAAGAUUCUUUGGUCGAAACCUUCGUGAGAAUCUCGUCUCUAAGCUCAUGAAGGAUGUCGAGGGCACUUGCAGUGGCCGUCAUGGGUUUGUAGUGGCGAUAACCGGAAUAGAAAGCAUAGGGUCAGGAUUGAUCCGAGAUGGGACUGGCUUCGUCACCUUCCCGGUUAAGUACCAAUGCGUCGUUUUCAGACCUUUCAAAGGCGAGAUUUUGGAAGCUGUUGUCACAUUGGUCAAUAAGAUGGGAUUCUUCGCCGAAGCUGGCCCUGUUCAGAUCUUUGUGUCCAACCAUUUGAUUCCAGAUGAUAUGGAGUUUCAGGCUGGAGACAUGCCUAACUAUACGACAUCAGAUAGCUCAGUUAAGAUCCAGAAGGAGUGUGAAGUGAGACUAAAGAUUAUUGGAACAAGAGUGGAUGCUACUGAGAUCUUUUGUGUGGGUACCAUCAAAGACGAUUUUUUGGGAGUCAUAAACGAUCCAGCUGCAGCCGCAUAG
Messenger RNA from Thlaspi arvense, 534 nucleotides. NCBI's taxonomy places the organism in Eukaryota, Viridiplantae, Streptophyta, Magnoliopsida, Brassicales, Brassicaceae. The record is from the annotation of a GenBank genome assembly.